Messenger RNA from Paramecium tetraurelia, 1434 nucleotides. RefSeq lists its product as uncharacterized. The record is from RefSeq and is a predicted model, not a curated record. The transcript has 4 exons. Lineage: Eukaryota; Ciliophora; Oligohymenophorea; Peniculida; Parameciidae.
AUGAGUAGUUAAGAGGAGGAUAAUCAAUUCGAUCAAGAAUAUGAGCAAAAUAAUUAACAAAUAGAUGAAUUCGAAUAAAGGUACAAAUAGAAUCAGACAUCUUCUGAGGAUGAAGAACAUUAUUAACAAAGAAGCCUUUAGUAAAACAGUAAGGUUGAAUAGUUACCUAGACCAUAAAAUAAAAUCGAAGCCAUUUAAAAACAAUUAGAAUUUUAUAAGAAGCAGCCUCCCAAGACUUUGGCAGAAGAAUGUGAGGAUGUGAUAAAUUCAAAAAAUGAAACUUUAAAAGAUCGAAAGAUUCGGGAAUUAGUUCAGAAGAAUAGACAAUUGUUGCUCAGUUACGAGAAGGAAAAACAAUCAAGAAAGAAACUUGAAGAACAAGUGAAUAAAGCACUUAAAGAAACUGAUGAAGGAAUCAAAGCUUUGGAUAAAAGCAUACCAAAAGCUCCGAUUCCUAAAGCAGAUCCAUUGGCAAAAGCAUUGAAAGGAUCUGAAUCAUAGAAAGAAGAUCUUGGAGUGGCUGAUGAUUUUAAGAAUAAAUUUAAAGAAGCAGACAAAAAAGUGUAGGAAUAGCGAGUUAAAUUAUAAUAGGUGAAAACAGAGUUGAAUAAAGCAAUGAGAAUAAUAUAAAGGGAAGUAGGAGAGAAUGCAAAUUUAGAUCAAUUAUUAAUGGAUGAAAAUGGAUGGAAGGGUAGGGCUUAAUAGAUAGAAAUCUUGAAAUCAAAAGUGAAAGAUCUAAAUUCCAAACUAGGAUCAUCAUCUUAAUAUUCUGAUGUUUCUUAAAUGUCCAAGCAAUCUAAAUCAGAAGCCAAGAAUAAUUCUGAUAAAUAAUAAUACGAGCUAUUAAAAUCGUAGUAUGAAGCAGUUAGAGUAGAGAAUGAGAAUUUAUAACAGAAGAUAAAAGCAGUAUCAAGUAGGAGAUAAAUAUUGGAAGAUCAAAUAAAAGAUGUUAAGGUGGAAUAUGAAAAGAAUAAAAAGAUUUUAUUAGAGAAGAGCGAGAAUGAUGACAAGUACAUAUUUGCUUUGAAAUCUGAAUUAGACAAAUUGAAAAAGAAUUAACCACAAUCAGAAACUAAAAUAGUUUAUAAGCCAGCUGAUGAUGAGGAGACCAGAAAAUUAAGAUAAGAGCUGAAGUAUUGUAAAGAGGAAAUUGGUCGUAAUGAGUAGAUGAUCAAAGAAUUAAUAGCAGAAAAAGUCAAUAGGAGUAAAUAGGAAUUGCCUUAAUAAUAAUAGUAGGAGAAAGCUCAGACUAAGCCAGUUCAAACUGAUGAGAGAGUGAAGAAGUUGGAAGAGGAAAUAAAAGCGUUAAAGAGAGAGAGGGAUGAGUUCUUUAAGACGUUAACUAAGGAUGUAGAAACUUAGAAGAUGAUAAAAGAUUUAACUAUGCAAAAUGUAAAAUUGAGAAAUAAGAUUGAUGAUUUAACCAAAAAAUGA